AUGGAUCCCAAACCCGAAGCCGUGAGCUUAGGCACAGGCGACGCAGCUGCCGAGCAGCAGCAGCAGCAGCAGCCGCCCGCCGUGACGUCAACAACUGCUGUGCCGGCGGUCGCCGUUGAAAAGGACUUGUCGACGAAACAAGGACCGUUAGAACAAGACGCUUCGAAACGGGAGCCUUUGCAAGAGCCUUCAAGGCAAGGAUCUCUGGAAGAAGCGCCCGAGCCAACCGCCCCGGCUCCCAGGACCGCGACCCCCGGGAAAGAUGGGCCACGGCCACACACGCCCCCCAAGUCCACCGACAUCGGCAUUGACAAGAGCAAGCCCGAGGACUUUGACGGCGAUGUUUCCACCACCAACGAGCUGCCCUCUGCAGACACAAUCGGCAGGAUUGAGAAUUACCUCGUUCUCGACCGGGAUGGGAAGUCGCGUACGUUUAAGAGUCUCUACAGCGGCAACAAUGUGGCAAGACGGGUUCUCGUCAUCUUUAUCCGACAUUUCUUUUGUGGAAACUGCCAGGAAUAUCUGCGAACGCUCUCCGAGUCCGUCACCCCGGAAGCCCUCCUCCGCCUGCCCGUCAGCACGUUUGUUGCCGUCGUAGGAUGCGGCGACCCGGCCCUCAUCGACAUGUACGCCGAGGCGACCGGCUGCCCGUUCCCCAUCUACACGGACCCGACGCGAUCCAUCUUUGACCAGCUCGGGAUGACCAAGACUCUCGCCCUCGGCUCCAAGCCCGCCUACAUCAGGAAGAGCUUGUGGCGCAACACAUUGGACAGCAUCGGCCAGGGCCUGCGCGUCCUGCCCAAGGGGCUGGCCCUCAAGUCGGGCGAUCCGCGCCAGGUGGGCGGCGAGUUCCUCUUCGAGCCGCUGGACCUGGUGACGCCCAUCACCACUCCGCGGGAUGAGGGGCCCGGACCGCUUCAAGAUGCGAGCGGCGGGGCGAGGAACGGAGGCGACGCCGGCCGGGUCGAGAACAAGGUCGUCACCUGGUGCCACCGGAUGAAGAAUACGCGUGAUCAUGCGGAGCUGCCCGAGCUGAUGGAGGUGCUGGGGCUGGACGGCCAAAGCAGACCGAUCAAGGACCGGAAGAGAUGGACCAUGGCUCUCGAGACGCGCAAGGGGACGGGGUGGAGCAUGGCCAGCCAGAUGAAAAAGAUGAACGAGGCAAACGAGGCCGACGAGGCCAAGGAGUCGAACUAG
Molecule: messenger RNA, 1197 nt
Organism: Ustilaginoidea virens
Lineage: Eukaryota; Fungi; Ascomycota; Sordariomycetes; Hypocreales; Clavicipitaceae
Exons: 2
Coding region: 1-1197 (398 amino acids)
Source: RefSeq, a predicted model, not a curated record